GCCCUCAGUCCCGCCAUGGCGCUCGGCGGGCUCGGUGGUGGCGGCGGCGGCGGCGGCGGCGCGGCUCGGGCCCCGUGGCCGCGGCUGCUGCUGGCGGCGGCGGCGGCGGCGCUGGCGCUGGCGGGGCCGGCGCUGCCCGAGGUGCUGUUCCGCUGCCCGCCCUGCACGGCCGAGCGCCUGGCCGCCUGCCCCCCGGCUUCCCGGCCGCCCUGCCCGGAGCUGGUGAGGGAACCGGGUUGCGGUUGCUGCCCGGUGUGCGCCCGCUUGGAGGCCGAAGCGUGCGGCGUUUACACGCCGCGCUGCGCCGCCGGCUUGCGCUGCUACCCCGACCCCGGCGCCGAGCUGCCCCUGCAAGCCCUGGUGCAAGGGCAGGGCACCUGCGCCCGCCGCAGGGACGCCGCCGAGUACGGGGCCAGCGCCGAGCGGCCCGCAGACAAUGGCGAUGACCGGUCCGAGAGCAUCCUUGCCGAGAAUCACGUGGAUGGCACCCCAGGGAUCCUGAGCGGAGCUGGGGGCAGGAAACCCAUGAAAACGGGCAUGAAGGAGCUGGCGGUUAUGAGGGAGAAGGUGAAUGAGCAGCAGCGGCAGAUGGGCAAAGUGGGCAAGCCCCAUCACAACCACGAGGACUCGAAGAAGUCGCGGAUGCCGACGGGCAGGACCCCUUGUCAGCAGGAGCUGGAUCAGGUCCUGGAACGCAUCUCCACCAUGCGGCUGCCGGAUGAGCGAGGUCCCCUGGAGCACCUCUACUCCCUCCACAUCCCCAACUGCGACAAGCAUGGCUUGUACAAUCUCAAGCAGUGCAAGAUGUCGGUGAACGGGCAGCGUGGCGAGUGCUGGUGUGUGGACCCCAUCCACGGGAAGGUGAUCCAGGGUGCGCCCACCAUCCGUGGGGACCCCGAGUGCCACCUCUUCUACACAGCCCACGAGCAGGAGGACCGGGGAGCACACGCCCUGCGGAGCCAGUAGACGGACGUGAUCCUGCUCGCCGUGGCCCUGGUGCUGGAUUUGUACAUGGUUUUCAGCGUGUCUCUUUAGGCUCUGGAAGAGACCAGGGUUGGGUCCCGCGUUCUGCCCUCCUGCUGCCCGGCUCCUGGGGAGGGAGGGGAAGGGCGGUGGGGGAGUUGCAAGGAGAAGGGACUGCUUUCCUAUAGUCUUUUGCCCAAUGUCAGCCAGAGAACCGGUCUUUUUUGCUCCUCGCCCUGUGGCCCUGCCCUCCCUGCUGCUUUGCGGCACCUUCCACAGGCAAAACCCUUUGCCAUGGAGGGGAGGGGGAAAAAAAAAAUAAAUAAACAACAACAAAAAAAUCCCACUUCCCCCUCCAUCCCUCCCUCCCCCGAGACCAAAGACUGUAAAUACUGCUUCUCGUGUCCUGUUGGUCCUGGCGUGGGAUGCGGUGUGGGAGGGAGGGAAGGAGGAAAGCCCCCCUUCCCAGCUGGAACAUGCCAGCGCAAUGGGGAUGCGUCCCCCAAGGGGGCAUCACCAGGGGAUAGAAACAAGACAGUCCCCCCAAAACCACCCCUAGCUGCAGCCAGCCCUGCUGGUCCAGGAGGAUGGGGCCUCUGGGUGACUGCAGAGCUGAACGCUUGGUUUUCUGAGGGGUUUGGAGGGCUGUUGCCCAGUAUUUCUUAGGGUCGGCUUAAGCUGAGGGAGCUAAAGUGAACUUGCCGGGGCUGGGUGGAAGGAUGCCUGUGUAGAUUUAGGAUAACCAGCCAGGGAGUGUCUCUCUUUCUCUCUUUCUUUCUUUCUAGAUAGGAAAAACUCAUCUAAAACCUGCACUCCCAGCAGCUGCUCUUGUCCCUCCAUUUUCGCUUGGGACAGGAGUGAGCAUUUGCUAUUCAGCACACACUUUUUUUUUGUAAGUACAGUAUAUAUCAUGCUUUGUAAAGGCCAGGACACACACGCACCCGUCUGCCCACGUACACGUUUGUAUAGGUUAAAGCCAAGCAAUUGCAGGCACUCUGAGAGGUUUUGCACUGGACAUGCCGCUCUGAGGACCGAUGUGUCUCUGCCAUUACUUCACCUGUUGAUUUCUUUCUGUACAGAACACACCGACGCUGAGAAUAAAUAACUUCCCCGUCGCCUAA
This is a messenger RNA of Cygnus atratus (black swan), 2084 nucleotides long. It is a transcript of the gene IGFBP2, whose product is annotated as insulin like growth factor binding protein 2. The coding region runs from base 16 to 966 and encodes 316 amino acids. Gene Ontology annotation, biological process: regulation of insulin-like growth factor receptor signaling pathway. The record is from RefSeq and is a predicted model, not a curated record. The transcript has 4 exons. Lineage: Eukaryota; Metazoa; Chordata; Aves; Anseriformes; Anatidae. Gene Ontology annotation, molecular function: insulin-like growth factor I binding; insulin-like growth factor II binding. Gene Ontology annotation, cellular component: extracellular region.